AUGUAUAAUCAAGGAUUUGUUAGAAAUUCUUGUGGUCAUGAUAAUACUACAAGUUGUGCAAAUUGUACAUCUCCAGAAAAACCUCUGGAUGUUAAUAAAUAUGCAACGAAGAAGACAAUUGCACAAGGAAUGUUAGAUAUAGCUCUUCUCACAGCAAAUGCCAGCCAGUUAAAAUAUAUAUUACAAGUUGGACACAAACAUGAAUUUUACACUUUGAUGUUGGGACUCAUAACGACAUCUUUAAUAUUGCAGGUUUUGAUUGGAAUAUUAUUACUUUCUUUAAAUUUCAUGAGAGACUGCAAAUUGCAUUUACUGGAAUAUAAAAAUUCGGCGACUUACAUCAAUUACUUCACGACGGGGGUGAUCGUAGGGAUUUUAUUUCUCGUUAUCGGAGGACUUGACGUAUCGGUGGCCGUGUUAAAUCUCAUAUUGAGCCGUUUGGACGUUGAAGAAUUUAAAAACAAAGGAAUCAUGACCGUAUUGAAUCACAUAGGAAAUGGUUGCGCCAUGUUUGCUAUGAUAUCUGACGUCAUCAAAAUGAGUUUUGGAUUAGAUCCGGCAUUAUCGAUACGAGAUUAUUAUAAAAAGAACAACGUCACCAUAUAA
Molecule: messenger RNA, 606 nt
Organism: Pediculus humanus corporis (human body louse)
Lineage: Eukaryota; Metazoa; Arthropoda; Insecta; Psocodea; Pediculidae
Product: Ninjurin-2, putative
Exons: 5
Coding region: 1-606 (201 amino acids)
Biological process (GO): cell adhesion; tissue regeneration
Cellular component (GO): membrane
Source: RefSeq, a predicted model, not a curated record